Molecule: messenger RNA, 2105 nt
Organism: Anguilla rostrata (American eel)
Lineage: Eukaryota; Metazoa; Chordata; Actinopteri; Anguilliformes; Anguillidae
Product: Kv channel-interacting protein 1-like
Exons: 8
Coding region: 281-928 (215 amino acids)
Biological process (GO): regulation of potassium ion transmembrane transport
Cellular component (GO): voltage-gated potassium channel complex
Molecular function (GO): transmembrane transporter binding; calcium ion binding; potassium channel regulator activity
Source: RefSeq, a predicted model, not a curated record
GCAGAAAAGAGGAGGAGUGAAAUGUAAUGCACAUCUCACACAGAGGCAGGAGCAGCACUAGAUGGGUUUAAAGAAAGGGUUUAGGGUAAAAAAAAAUCCUGUCUAAAAGGUGAGUGAAAGAAGCCAGAAGGGAAGAAACAGAAAGAGAGAUAGAGAGAGCGCAAGUUUGAGAGAGAGAAAGAGAGAGAGAGAGAGAGAGAGAGGGUCCUGCUGUUCACACACGUGCGUUCGGAUUGCCAUACAAGCUACGAGAAGCUGGUUUCCACCGCAAAGGGACAACAUGGGCGCAGUGGUGGGGACGCUGACCAUGCAGACCAAGCAGAGAGCUAUGUCCAGAGAUAAGAUAGAUGAUGAGUUGGAAAUUACCAUGGUGUGUCAUCGACCAGAAGGGCUGGAUAAACUCGAAGCUCAGACCAACUUCACCAAAAGAGAGCUGCAAGGACUGUACCGUGGCUUCAAGAAUGAGUGUCCAAGUGGAGCAGUUAAUGAGGAGACAUUUAAACAGAUAUAUGCACAGUUCUUCCCCCAUGGAGAUGCCAGCACCUAUGCACACUAUCUGUUCAAUGCUUUCGAUUCUACGCAAAACGGCUCUAUUAAGUUUGAGGACUUUGUGACGGCUCUGUCCGUCCUGCUGCGAGGCUCAGUAAGAGAGAAGCUGGAAUGGACUUUCAACCUGUACGACAUUAACAAAGACGGCCACAUCAACAAGGAGGAGAUGACACACAUUGUCAAAGCCAUUUAUGACAUGAUGGGGAAGUACACCUACCCUGCCUUGAAAGUAGAAGUCCCUAGACAGCAUGUGGAGGCCUUCUUCCAGAAAAUGGACAAGAAUAAAGAUGGAGUCGUCACUUUGGAAGAAUUCAUUUUAUCAUGCCAGGAAGAUGAAAACAUCAUGCAGUCCCUACGGCUGUUUGAGAACGUAAUGUAAAGAGAGGAGUAAAGAGAGAGAGAGAGACGAGCGGACCGAGGAGAUUCAACGGAAGGACACUAAUGGACACACUACUGCCUACACCCGGAACAACUUUUAUAACGUGGACCUGUCUUUAUAUUUACAAACGACCGCACUCCUUGUAAACGCACUGGUACAGCUCCUCAUUGCCUCCCUUCUCUGUCCUCUGUGUCUGCAGCCACCCCUGGUCCCCACGUAUAAGGGCGAUACAAGUGGCAGCAGUGGUUAGGAACCUGGGCUAGUAACCCUAAAGGUUCAGGUUUGAUUCCCCUAGGGCACUGUUGUUGUACGCUCCAGCAACUUACUUCAUCUAAAUUGCUUUGGUACAUAUCCAGCUGUAUGAAAGGACACUGUGAAAAUGUAAAUUUGUUGUAAGUUGCUCUGGAUACAGUAAGUGUGUAAUAGGCUGCAUGUCAACCAUGAAAAGGAUACUCAGUUGUGAACUACAUAUUGCCGUUAAUUUGUGUGAAUUGAACAGGGGUGCAUGCAGAUACAUAGCCCCAUUAUGAUCAUAAUGGGAAAAAAAGAUGCUUAAUCAUAAGAAUGCAUGUUAAAGAUAGCAUACCAGGGGCCUCAUUUGAUGGCAUCUAUUUAAGACAUGAUUAUGAUCAUAAAUGUUGUAUGUGAAGUUUAUACUAGGAGGUAGCCUAUGUUCAUUUCCUGCUGGUUAUCUGCUGCAAGUUUGAGGGCUAGGUGUUAAUCCCCAAAGUGGGCUGUGUUUGCACUUUAAGAAUACCAUUUAAUAAUAAACAAUUUCAGGCAUGAAAAGUGUGAGAAAUGUUGAAAUGCGGCCUUAUUUAGCAAAACAGGGCUGUUAUUGGUUAACUUUGCGAGCAGGAGUAACGGUGAAGCACGCUCACGUCAGUUCUGUAUCACGUAAGAUUUAUAUAUUGCAGGUACAUAAGACGCAGAGGCACCGCUUUAAACCAACGUAAGCGACUUUUCUCGGUCACAGUUAUUUUAAUGAGUGAAGCGUAAUUUGGGAAAUAAUCUUGAGAUGACAUGAUCUUAGUUUUAAAUCCAAAAACAUUAUAAAUUAGGCCCUAGAUCUUCAUUAAGACCAUGUGGAUUAACGGUCUUUAAAUGAAAAAUCCACCUACUUUAACAGACCAUCAACAUUUGUGCCCAACCAGACUGCAUGCAUUGUUGCUGGGAA